GAUAAAGCCAACUCAUAAAAGAGAAGCUUAACCCAGUUUCUAGCUGUUUUCUUAGUACUCCCAAUGUGUCUAAAUAGUAGUACGGAUAUUUUUUCAGCAAACUAACAAAUAUACCACUCUCCAAUGCAUUCCAACAAUACCCUUUUCAACCUUUAGAAAAAAAAAUAUCUCUCCACUCUCUUCUCAACACUUCUUCAUACUCAUAAUAUCUCUCUCGUACUUGUUUCAAAUCUGCAAACAUGAGUAACAAACAAGACAUGAUGAAAAUUCAGAAUUGUCUUCUCAAGGUUAAUAUCCACUGUGAAGGUUGUGAGCAGAAAGUAAAGAAACUUCUUCAGAAAAUUGAAGGGGUGUAUUCUGUGAAUAUAGAUGCAGAACAAGGGAAAGUUUUGGUGUCAGGUCAUGUAGAUCCGGCAAAGCUCAUAAAGAAGCUGAAAAGUUCAGGGAAAUAUGCUGAACUAUGGGGUGGCCAGAGAAGCAUGGUGUUUAAUCAAAAUCAAAACUUUCAGCAACAGCAACAACAGCAACCUCAGUUUAAGAACGUGCAAAUGGAAAACAACAAAGGAGGUAAGAAUAGUAAGCCUCAGAAUCAAAAGGGUCAGAAAGGUGGUGGUGGUGGUGGUGGUGGUGGUGUUCAAGUUGCGCAGUUUCAGAAUCCUAAAGGGGGAAAAGAUCUGAAAGGGGCGAACAAAUCUCAGAAACAUGUCAAUUUUGACUUGUCUGAGGAUGAGUUUGAUGAGAGUGAUGGUGAUUUUGAUGACUAUGAUGAUGAAGAUGAUUUUGAUGAUGAUGAUGAAGAUGAUGAUUUUGGCCAUGGACAUGGUCAUGGUCAUGGUCAAGCUAAUGGCAAUGGAUUUGGGCAUCCUAUGCAAAAUAACAAGAUGAUGGCUAUGAUGGGUAAUGGCCGUGGGCCACAGCUAGGGCCUGGUGGUAUGAUGAAUGGGCCUGGUGGUAUGAACAACCAUAAAGGUAAUGGUUUUGGUGGUGGGGGUGGAGGUGGAGUUGGUAAUUAUGCAUCUGCCAAAAAAGGUGAUGUUUUAGAUCUACCUAUGCAGAUGAAGGGUAAAGGUGGAAAUUACGGCGAGGUGAAAAAUGGGAAAAAAGGUGGUGGCGGUGGUGAAGAUGGUGGUAAAAAGAACAAAGGAGGCGGAAAGCAAAAAGGGGAAAGUGAUUGGGAAGAUGAUAAAAAUAGUAGCAAGAAGAAGAAGAAUGGUAAAACCAAAAAUAGUGGUGGUGGUUUUCUAGUAAAGUUUCUAGGCCUUGGAAAAAAAAGCAAGAAGGGAAGUGCAAGUGAAGCAACAAACAAGAACAAAAACAAUGGAGGAGGAGGUGGAAACAAAGGGAAAGAAGGCAAGAAAGGUGGAUCAAAAUUGGAUAAACUUGAUUUUGAUUUCCAAGAUUUUGAUAUCAGUACUCCUCAUGGUAAAAAUGGUAAAUCUGGAAAUGGAAAUGGGAAAGGUAAUCCUGCCAAGGUUAAUAAUAAUGGUCAUGGUAACAAUAAUGGGAAUGUGGGCCAAAUGGGUCCAAUGGGUGGAAUGAAUCAGAUGGGUGCGCGGAUGGCUCCGAUGGGCCAAAUGGGUCCAAUGGACCACAUGAGGCCGGCGGUGCAAGGGCUACCGGCUGGGGCGGCGGCCGCGAUGAACGGUGGUUAUUAUCCAGGAAUGCAGCAGAUGCAGAUGCAACCGAAUCCUUAUCACCAGCAGCAGCAACAGCAGCAACAACAGCAGCAACAGCAAUACAUGGCGGCUAUGAUGAUGCAGCAACAACAGCAGCAAGCGAAUAUGAACAGCAUGUAUCCACCGCACAUGAUGUAUGGAGGAGGAAGGCCACAUCCAUCAAUGAACUACAUGCCACCACCACCAAUGCCAUCACACCCUAUGGCAGAUCCUAUAACUCAUGUUUUCAGUGAUGAGAACACUGAGAGUUGCAGCAUCAUGUAAAAUAAUUAGUUACUCCAUUAUUUACUAGUGACUAGUUUGGUUUUCAGGUUCUAUUAUUUUGUCUUUUCGGGUCCAUUAAAUUUUUGUUGCAGUGUUAGGAAAAUGUGCAAGGUUUAAGGGAUUUAUCAUAUGCGGUUUGUUUUAUUUCUGCUGUGUCCUGUGUUAUGAGCAGAACAUGGUGCCAUUGUAAUGUAAGUCAAUGAAUGACAGUCUCACAUGGCAUUUGGUGACCAA
This is a messenger RNA of Lathyrus oleraceus (garden pea), 2174 nucleotides long. Its product is annotated as heavy metal-associated isoprenylated plant protein 34. The transcript is spliced from 3 exons. Bases 240 to 1940 code for a protein of 566 amino acids. The record is from RefSeq and is a predicted model, not a curated record. Lineage: Eukaryota; Viridiplantae; Streptophyta; Magnoliopsida; Fabales; Fabaceae. Gene Ontology annotation, molecular function: metal ion binding.